Messenger RNA from Melanotaenia boesemani (Boeseman's rainbowfish), 1221 nucleotides. Its product is annotated as high choriolytic enzyme 1-like. Bases 89 to 943 code for a protein of 284 amino acids. Gene Ontology annotation, molecular function: metalloendopeptidase activity; zinc ion binding. The record is from RefSeq and is a predicted model, not a curated record. Gene Ontology annotation, biological process: proteolysis. NCBI's taxonomy places the organism in Eukaryota, Metazoa, Chordata, Actinopteri, Atheriniformes, Melanotaeniidae. The transcript has 9 exons.
UAUAGAUUCAGUGGAGGUGGGGAUUUCAUUGAGCUUUUGCAUUUGAAGACAGUAAACUGCAACAGGUGAACAAAUCUUAAAUGCAAUCAUGCCUGCUGCCAUCGUGCUUCUUUGUAUCUUGUUUGGCUUGCUUACCCAGGUGGAUCUGCUACCUGUUAAGAACUCAACUGAAUUACACAAGAGCAAAAUGAGGUUGAAGAGGAAAUACUCAGAUGAAAUUACAGACCAUGAUGAAAUUACUGCAAUGGAUCAAAUCCUGGAAGUCAAUAGCAGGCUGCGAGCUCCCAGAGGACUGUCAUUCAGAGAAGGAGAUAUUGCCUUUUCAUAUGUACGGAGUGCUAUAAACUGCCCUGGCAAUGCCUGUCUGUGGCCUAAAUCAAUUGAUGGAUUUGUCUAUCUGCCUUAUAUCCUCUCUCCACUUUAUGAUGACAUGGACAGAAUCACCAUAGAAACUGGAAUGCAGGACAUUUCCUCUGGAACAUGCAUCAAGUUUGUUCCUCGCACCCAUGAGGCUAACUUCCUCGAUAUUCAGCCCAGAUAUGGCUGCUGGUCGUUUUUGGGGCAGACUGGAGGAAGUCAGACCCUGUCACUGCAGUCUCCUGGGUGUAUGUGGUCAGGAGUUGCUGCUCACGAGUUCAUGCACGCACUUGGCUUUGUGCAUGAACAGUCACGCUCAGACCGAGACCACUAUGUCACAAUUGUAUGGAAAAACAUAAUGCCAGACCAUAUACAUAACUUCAGGAAACAUGUGACAAACAAUCUGAACAGCCCAUAUGAUUACAGCUCUGUCAUGCAUUAUGGACGAUAUGCCUUUUCUGAAGAUGGUGGACCAACAAUCAUCCCCAAACCAGAUCCUUACAUUCCCAUUGGCCAGCGAGAUGGACCAAGUGCCCUUGAUCUUCAUAAAAUUAAUGUCCUGUAUGACUGUGGUGCCAAUGAGUAAAGGAAAGCAAAGGUCAAGACUUGCCAGUUGUGGAAAAUAGUUCAUAAUUACUUAUUGAGAAGAUAACAUGUGCAACAUUAAUUUAAGCUGACUGAUUUUUCUAUUGCUGUAUUUCUUUAUUUACACAACAUCUAGUCUUUAAAAAAUAGUGUGUCAAUUUGCAGAUUGUAUUCCUUAAUCUUGUAAUACAGUAUACUGAUUGCCAUCAAAUUGUCUGACUAGUUAUCAAUUUAAAGCUGCAUUGAUCUAAUAUGAAUAAAAUGCCAAGCAUAAAUGCA